This is a messenger RNA of Osmia lignaria (orchard mason bee), 2864 nucleotides long. It is a transcript of the gene Rab27, whose product is annotated as RAS oncogene family member Rab27. Lineage: Eukaryota; Metazoa; Arthropoda; Insecta; Hymenoptera; Megachilidae. Gene Ontology annotation, molecular function: GTPase activity; GTP binding. The record is from RefSeq and is a predicted model, not a curated record.
UUAAAUCUGUAGUCACUGGUCACUGUGAACUAGGUUCAGUACAGUUCAGUAUAGAUCGUGAAUUUUGAGUGAUGAGUUGGUUUUCACUUAGUUUAAUUAUUUACCUUUAAUUUCUAAAGAUUAUAGUUCCCAGUACCAAGUAGUGUUAUAUUUGCAGUAUUUUGUUUUGAAAGGCACAAAUCGUUUGAAAAUUGUAUACGUAGGCAACAGGUGUCUAAUAUCGCACAUGUUUCGUUUUGAUAGUGGUGGCAAUUUUUCCUUCAAAAAUUAAACAAACAAAUUAAUGCGCUAACUUCUUAUCAAGAGUAUUUUGCAUCAUGCGUAAAACGAUCAAUACAAUUUUAUGGAAAAGUGUCUUUAACAAAGUAUAACAUUCGAAGUACAAUAAUCGUGCUUUAUCAAUCAAUUCCCCAAAAUGGAAUACGAUUAUCUUAUUAAAUUUUUGGCCCUUGGAAACUCUGGAGUGGGUAAAACGAGUUUUUUGUAUCAGUAUACUGAUGGUACAUUCGAUUCCCGUUUUAUAUCCACUGUUGGCAUUGAUUUUAAGGAAAAACGGGUGAUAUACCAGACAGCAAAUGGUAGAACUCAACGUGUGCAUUUACAGCUGUGGGACACAGCUGGCCAAGAGCGGUUCAGAAGUUUAACUACAGCCUUUUACCGGGAUUCCAUGGGUUUUCUUCUAAUUUUUGAUCUAACCAAUGAGUUGUCUUUUCUUGAAGUUAGAAAUUGGCUGGAACAACUUAGGACUCACGCAUAUUGCGAAGAUCCAGACAUAAUUCUCUGUGGAAACAAAUCCGAUCUCGAAGACAAACGGGUUGUUAGUGAACAUAAGGCCCGGGAAUUAGCAGAGAAGCAUGGCUUGGUGUACUUGGAAACAAGCGCAGCAACCGGCCAGAACGUGGCACGUGCCGUGGAGAUACUUUUAGAUCGUGUAAUGCGAAGGAUGGAAAGCACCGUGGACAAGUCAUUAUUGCCUCACCAAAGAGUUUUACGGUGCCACGAGCGCGAUACAUCGCCUCCGAGCACUUCCUGUUACUGCUGACACCGUCCGUUCGUGUAGCUGAAUAAAUUGUCUCCAUCUACCAUCUUACGGUUCAGGUGACAUCGUGCAGCUCACAUUUUAUUCAGCUAGCAACAUUUUAUCGAGUUGCAUUCGAAUCUCUCGUUGUUCAACGUUCGACACGUGCUGUUUAACGCGUACGCGCAGCAGAAUAUUGAUCGUCCCGAAUAAAGGAAUGAAAAUUGCAAUGGACCAGUUUUUCCUACCAAUUAUCCUUCGGUGGCUUGCGCACUUACGAUUAGUCUGGCGAAGGGAUGAUCGACGUUCCGCUGUACAUACGUCUAUGAAACCGUUGAUCAACUGUCUCGUAAAUUGCACAUUUCUGCAUUGUCGUACUCUCUGAAAACGAUCCCCGUUAAUUCUACACAUUCAUACGUACAUACUGUCGUCUUUCAUGAUGGGUUCCCUUGGUACGGAAUUGAUUUGACCGCAAACCGUAAACUUGUACCUUUGACGUAUACGUUCGUCUUUUACUGUUCCGCGAUUAUGCGAUUUACCUGUCACCAUCGUACGCACAACGUGUUCAAUAGGAUAUUCAGGGUGUCUUUUAAUGUCUUAGGGGUGGGUUUUAAUUAGUUGGGUUUGAAACAGUAUAUCAAUACACUGUUAGUCUCUGUUCAUUCGCCAAAAAUUGUGAUACGCGAGCUACGAUUACACAAGGAAACGAGAGAGUGAUUUUCGAUUAUAAAUAUAUACGUGUAUUUUUGAUGCUGUUAUUAUGUUUAACCAAAGUUACUUAUCAUCUAGUCGUUAAGUAUUGUGCUGAGAAUACAAUCAAAAUAUUAUCUGGUGCACGAUGUUUCUACUGUUGUUAACCAAAUAAUAAUGAAAUUUAUGUAUGUCACAAGAAUACCAUUAUUCCUUCUAACUUCCAUGAAGGAAUAUUGGAAAAUAUCUAUACGAGAAACUUUGAUGCCGAGAGGCACGAAUUCCCGCGUGAUUUACAUAUAAGUUUGAAACGUUUCAUGGUUUCCUUUUAACUUCCAAGUGGAACUAAAAACGCGAGAAUUUGAAAUCCUUAUGCUGCUCAGCAUCUCAGUUUUUCAUUUACGUAGACAUUUUAUGUAUGUCGCGAGAACUGUAUGUUGUUCCUUUUCAAUUUAUACAUUUGCGAGUUACAAUUGAUCGAGAGACGUUCAUAUUUAUAUUAUACCUAUAGAUGUCUGUUGGCCACGUAAAGUUUGGGGAUAAUAACUUUCCUAGUUAUUUGAUAGUUCAAGAGAAGGAUAUAAGAUUAAAGUUUCAACUACAACCGAAUAGCAACCACGAUAGAAGUUUCCCCGAUAGAAAAUGAAUCUCAAAAUGUUUCGUGUUACUUUCAAUGCAUAACUUUUCCGUUAGAUCGCGAAUUUGAAACGAUAGAGAUACUUGGAGUUAUUGCCCCAUUCUGUGCAUCGUGUCAUGCAUCGAGGUGAUAAAAGAAGAUUGCACCGAUCUUAUCCGUUUCUCAGUGAAAUAUUCUCGUGCGCAUUGUCAGUUUACUACGAUCUCGAGAACUACGUGAAAUAAUGACGAGUCCAAUUAUAAAUCAGGGUAGUAGAUCUUCGAAAAGGUUGAUUACGAUUUUAUACGAAUUUCGAUGUGUUCAAUUUUGGCUAGAUCAUAGUAAACUAAUAAGAUGUGCGAGCGUGUCUUUCAAGAUUUUUCAUAGAAGAAUUAAAACAAUUAAACUGAGGGAUGCAAGCAGAGCUCUCUACCGUGCAUACGUACUUGUCUGUUUUAUAAAUUGUAAUGUGCCUCGGCAGUAAGUUUUAUUUGAAAAACAACAUCUUUAACAAAUAAAUGUUCUAUGAUUCUGCUUUAA